This is a messenger RNA of Fomitiporia mediterranea MF3/22, 1536 nucleotides long. RefSeq names its product cytochrome P450. Gene Ontology annotation, molecular function: iron ion binding; oxidoreductase activity, acting on paired donors, with incorporation or reduction of molecular oxygen; heme binding. The transcript has 14 exons. The coding region runs from base 1 to 1536 and encodes 511 amino acids. The record is from RefSeq and is a predicted model, not a curated record. Lineage: Eukaryota; Fungi; Basidiomycota; Agaricomycetes; Hymenochaetales; Hymenochaetaceae.
AUGCCCUAUCGCGCACUUGACGCUGUUGCUGUUGCUUGCAUUCUGGCCUGUCUAUGGCAGUUUCGCUCGUGGCGGAAGAACCGCGACAGGCCUCCUCUCCCUCCAGGGCCUAAGGGGCUACCCCUCAUUGGGAACAUCCUUGAUAUGCCAGAAGCAGAAGAAUGGGAGGCAGCACGGAAGUGGGGAGAGAAAUAUGGUCCUGUUAUCCAUGUCAAGAAUCUUGGAACGUCAUACAUUUUUGUCAACUCAUACCAGGCGGCCGUCGACCUGUUUGAGAAGCGCUGGUCAAUUUAUUCUUCUCGGCCGAAAAUCCCCUUGUGGGAACUAGAAAGUUGGGAUUGGUUUAUGCCAGUGAUGCCAUACGGAGAUGAACUGCGGAGGGCAAGACAAUUAAUGCAUCGCUUUUUCCAACCUGCUGCUGUUGUUGAUUACUUGGAGAUGCAAACUCAAGUAACACGCAAGAUGCUUCAAAACCUGCUCAACACUCCCGAAAUGUUCCCUGAAAUAGCUAAUCAUGCGGCCGGUGAGACCAUUUUAAAGAUGACUUACGGAUAUCAAGUCAUGGAGAAGGACGACCCGUACGUUGCCCUCGGGAUCAGGGGCUUAGAUGCCUUCGCUGAGGCAGAAGGAUUUUUCCUUGUGAAUGCCUUACCAUGGUUGAAGUACCUGCCUAGUUGGUUCCCUGGCACUCAGUUCAAGAGAAUCGCAAAGGAAGGUCUUAAGAAUUCGCUCGAUAUGUAUUAUGGCCAAUACAAGCUGGCGAAGGAGAAAUUUGCAAAAGGAUCCGUUGUUCCCUCGAUGUCUAGCAAGCUAAUUGAAGCAAGCCUAGCAGAUGACACAGUCAUCAAUGACGAGAUGUUAGUUGCGAAAGUUACAAGCACAGCGUACGGGGCGGGAGUUGACACAACUGUCUCUUCCCUUCAUUCGUUCUUGCUCGCCAUGGUCCUGUAUCCGGAAGUUCAACGACGCGCUCAAGAGGAGCUCGAUAAAGUGGUAGGAAAGGAUGCCCUUCCAUCGUUUGACGAUCGGCAGAACUUGCCGUAUCUCAAUGCUGUCAUCAAGGAGACAUAUCGCUGGCAGAUCGUUGCACCACUCGCGGCUGCGCAUACAGCGACAGAGGACGAUGUGUACAAUGGAAGCUUCAUCCCCGCCGGAGCAAUCGUUCUCCCGAAUCUUUGGGCAAUGAUGAAGGAUCCUACAACGUAUCCUAACCCGGAUCAAUUCAUUCCCGAGCGCUGGCUACCACAAGAUGGAAAGGAGUCACCUCUGGAUGUGUACAAAAUUGUUUUUGGAAUCGGUCGUCGAGUUUGCACAGGAAGGCACUUUGCAGAUAAUGCUAUUUUCAUGGGGACAGCGUCCCUCCUCGCAGCAUUCAACUUCUCCAAAGCACUCGACGAACAUGGUGUUCCUAUUACCCCGGGUCAGGAAUACUACACGCACUUUGUCAGACACCCAAGACCCUUCAAGUACUCUUUAACACCCCGGUCAGAAAAGAUUGCUUCCAUUAUCCACCAGGCGGUAGAAGCAGAGAAAUGA